Schistosoma turkestanicum is the source of this 440-nucleotide messenger RNA. Lineage: Eukaryota; Metazoa; Platyhelminthes; Trematoda; Strigeidida; Schistosomatidae. The record is from the annotation of a GenBank genome assembly.
GAAUGGUUUGAUGCCUCGUGCCAUCAGCGUCUAAUUCCGAUUACCGACAACCUCACUUUGUUAUCUUCACAUUCCCAAGGACACAAGGUAUUUCCAGGUGGAACAAUAACUUGUUAGAGGCUGAAAUUAAAAUGCCUACUAAGCGUCCUUCAUUGGUCACUCAGAAAGGGCCGAAUUCAUUCAAAAAACCAAGAGGUAAUCAUGAUGAUACCCCGGAGCCUUCGAAGUUCGAGCAAGAAUUAAUGUUGUUGGAUGAUAUUGAAACUGAAGAUAUAGCUUUAGUAGACGAAAGUUCUGCUUUAUCUCAUUUGGACUUUCUGACAAAUUCGCAUUGGCCAAGACGUAAACUAGAAAAGUUGGAUCCAAAAAAAGACAAUAUAAUUUUUCAACAGUUUGAUGUGUCACAUUAUAAGGUUAGUUUGUAUUAAACGCCAAAUAUA